This is a messenger RNA of Raphanus sativus (radish), 692 nucleotides long. RefSeq names its product MLP-like protein 165. NCBI's taxonomy places the organism in Eukaryota, Viridiplantae, Streptophyta, Magnoliopsida, Brassicales, Brassicaceae. Gene Ontology annotation, biological process: defense response. The transcript is spliced from 2 exons. Bases 99 to 554 code for a protein of 151 amino acids. The record is from RefSeq and is a predicted model, not a curated record.
AUAUCUCUAUAAAAGGAGUUAUGAAGUCGAUAUAGGGUAUUAAGUCUCACCAGACAAUCUAAUAGGUGACCUUGAGAAAGAAAACAACGGGAUAAAUAAUGGUAACGGAGGAAAUUGAGGUAGACGUGGAGAUCAAAUCUCCGGCUAAUAUGUUCCACAUGUUCGUCGGAAGAUUACAACAUCUGCCCAAAGCCACUCGCUACAUUCAGGGAUGUGAUUUGCUCGAAGGGGACUGGGGCAUGGUUGGAAGCAUAGUCUUGUGGAAACUACUUUUUGAUGGAGAGGAAAUAGUGUCAAAAGAUAUGAUCGAGGCGAUGGAUUUUGAGAAGAAUGUUAUUCAGUUGAGAGUGUUAGAGGGACCUCUUAAGACAGUGUACAACAGCCUCUUGAAAACGAUGAAGGUGAGCCCUAACCAUGGAGGACCAGGAAGCACGGUAAAGUGGAACGUGAAGUACGAGAGGAUUGAUGAGAACGUUGCUCACCCUGAGAGGCAGCUCCAGUUCUUGGUCGAAGUGACUAAACAGGUCGACGGAUACCUCUUAUCUGAGGAAUAAAGCCUCUUCGGGUUGGCAAUAUCUAAAUAAUUAAUGCUUCACAUACAACAUGUUUGUGUGGAAGAGUUAUUGUUACGUAAUAGAGGACUCCUCUUGUGUGUUUGUAUGUGUUUCUCAAUAAUGUAUUAAUGUGACAUU